GGCAGGAAGUGCCUCAGACAGUGACGCGCUCGACAUGGCAACUGGAGCAGAUCAAGCUGUCGGUUUGGGCCUCGUUGGCUUCAGUCUGUUACUGUUCAUGUACUACACCAUAUGGGUCAUAGUCCUGCCGUUCGUCGACAGCGAUCACGUGAUCCACAGUUAUUUUCUUCCUCGAGAGUACUCCGUCAUACUUCCCGGCAUAGCAGCAUUGAUACUCUUACUCUGUGUUGGUACCUUCAUAGGAAUAAUAACUUGGAAGAAUCGUAAACCAAAGAAAGCCGACUAAGACUCUCCAGUCGCUGUUGUUCAGCUGCGCAAAAAAGGACAUGGUGAAAACUCAACCUGUGUACUCACUCCUCGUGUGUAACUGUUCUCUGAAUCUUUUCAUGUAGCAUACAGUUUAGCCCUGAGGGAAUGACCAACGAGUGUAAAGGAACAAAUUAGAGACCACAAGCGGUAAAAAUGCUUAAUUAUUAUUGUAUAUAUGGAAAUAUGUCAAUUUCAUUCCACUGACAUGAAAAUAAAACAAACAUUACUGUUACAUUGUACACAGUUGCUAUGUUCACUGCAAUAACUGCUAAAACAUUGCUGUUUUGCAUUUUUGCCAUCCUAUUAGACUGUAAAUAGACAAAUGUAUGCUAGUAAAUAAAUUAUCAAAAGGCACCGCAUGGUUUGGUCACUGCUGACUGAUGAGAUGUUAAUGAAAAAAGUACACACAUUUCAGUUGUUUUUUUGUACACACUGCAAUAAAUAAUUAUUGCAUAAA
Molecule: messenger RNA, 766 nt
Organism: Neoarius graeffei (lesser salmon catfish)
Lineage: Eukaryota; Metazoa; Chordata; Actinopteri; Siluriformes; Ariidae
Gene: dpm2
Product: dolichyl-phosphate mannosyltransferase subunit 2, regulatory
Exons: 4
Coding region: 35-286 (83 amino acids)
Biological process (GO): GPI anchor biosynthetic process
Cellular component (GO): dolichol-phosphate-mannose synthase complex; endoplasmic reticulum membrane
Molecular function (GO): enzyme regulator activity
Source: RefSeq, a predicted model, not a curated record